Molecule: messenger RNA, 3147 nt
Organism: Durusdinium trenchii
Lineage: Eukaryota; Dinophyceae; Suessiales; Symbiodiniaceae
Source: the annotation of a GenBank genome assembly
ACCAGGGAUCCAAAUAUAUAUAUAUAUGCUAUAUCCAAAGUCCAUGUCAGAGUUUUAAAUGCUCAAUGCCACAUCCGAUCAAUGAGUGGCCAUUCAACUCCCUCCAAUUCCCUAGCUCUGACACUGAAGCAGCUGUGGCUGGAGAUCGGAUGGGCGCACCUUUCAAUGCAUGGAGCCGCAGCAGGCCCAUCUCCCAUGCAAGUUGAACCCGCAAGUAGUAGAUUCUUUUGUGUUGGCCUCCAAAGAUAUUGAAUUCUAUUCUGAGUGAUCCAAACCUCAAUGUGGCACAUGAUGUGCUGUUUGGGUUUUGCCACGUUUUUGAAACUAUUGUGCUCAGAUGUGGGAGCCACCAGGCCUGCAGUGGCCGAGACCAAGAUGCAAUACCAAAAACAGCUGCUUCUCCCAUUCCAUCAAAUCCACCAACUCUGCGGUUUUUAGAAGUUCUAUGCUUCUAGGCCCCAGGAUUGCCCCAGCACGGUCUUGGACAUGUGGGAUGUCCCGCGUCCAUUCUGAGAGAACUUUUGGCCGUGUAUAGCCUCACAGACCACACAUCGAAGUACCUUCUCAGCAUGUACUUGGAUCGCUAGGGACUAGUAAUGCCCUUGUUCCUAGUAGCAAUGCCCGUGAUACUAGUAGUUUCUUGUUACAAGUUGUUUCGGGAGCAGUUUGGCGUUUGGCACUUACUCCAGGACAAGUUGGUGCUGGAUGUUGGAGCCGGCAGCGGAAUUCUCAGCAUGCUUCUCGCUUCAGUGUGUACACGUCACCCCGCAAGACCUCCUUUUUUUGCCCGCCCUUGAUUAAGCAGGUGCCCACUUAAUUAAGUAAGGGCUAAGGCUAAACAGCCAAACAAACUACUAGGUAAGCUGCUACUAGCUAGGACGCAGGAUAGCUCACGCUAUUCAUUUGGCUACAAGGAUUAUAUUGGUGCCAGAAAUCUCCGGAGGUAUAUAUUGGCAUGCAGUGUGGAGAUGCGCGUGUUUCUUUUAUGAACACACGGGGAAGGCAUGUGGUGGAGUGUGGUGAUGUGUAGUGUUGUGACAUGUAGGCAUCAAUAGGCAUCAAUUAUUUGUGGUGACCCAAUUGUCAUGAGAUGUUUUGGAUGACUGAGCCAGGGUGUUUUGCGGUGCUGGGCUGAAUGGCAUUGAAUGGCAUUAUAGCUUGUGAUGCGUUGUGACCCGCGUCCAUGUUUGCAGAAAUGUGCUUUGUCAUGACUUAUGGUGUGUGAGUGAGUUCUUGCGAUUUGUCACAAUAGGUUGGUGAUCAGUGGUGAUUGGGGGCGUCGCUAGCUGUUCUUUGUGGUGAAGCCAGAGGGCCAUGCUCAACGCUCCACGGGGCCCACGGGGCCCACCCUGGCCCAUGGCGCAGGCACCCUUGCUUUGCAGGAUGGUGCUGUGCCACUAAUGAGCGGUAGGAGUGGCGCCGGAAGGGAGGUACCAGCAGUGGCAGUAGUCGCCGUCGUCGUCAUGGUUGCAGUAGCAGCAGCCCAAGCAAUAGCAAUACAGUAGUAAUUGCGCUUGUUGUUGUUGUUGCUGUUGUCGUCAUUGCGGUAGUUUUUUGUUGCUUAUGUUUGUUUAAAUAAUCAGUUUGCUUUUGUUUAUUGGUGUUGCUCUGGCAAAGUCAGGCACAAUCAUCAGUGUAUGUUGGGUUUGUCUUAUUGCCUGUUUCAGAUAGAUAGGCCUUUACAAACCAUCAUCAUCUACUUCUACUGGCAAUAGGAUAGGCCCAAAGUAUAUACAACAUACAGAUACAUACAGUAUAUUUAUACACAGUAUAUAUAUAUAUCUAUGUACAUGCACAAAUGCAUAUGGCAGUUGACCCUGCAAAAUACGCAUGCACCACAUGCAGACCUGAAAACACACAUUGUUGGAUUUGGCUGAAGGCUUUGCGCCAAGCAUGGCUUGGCAAAGCAUGUUUGGGCUGUAGAGGCAGUCCCUGGGAUGGCUCGGAUGGCGCAGCAGUUGGUGCAACAAAAACGGCAAGCAGAGGUGUCGAUGUAUCAAGCAAUAUAUUAUGUGCAUAUAUUUUUUGCAUUUGCAAACAGUGCAUGUAGUCAAAACAUGAUUUUUGUUUAAACAAUUAUGCACUCUACAUCUAUCGUACCAUAUCAUGCAUAUAUAUAUAUAAGCUAUUAAUUAAUACGUUUAACAAAAAUCACAGAGACGGACAUUUAGUGAGAGACGUUCCUUGCUUCGCACAGGGUUCCAAGAGUGCUAAGCCCAAGCCCAGGCAGGCGAAUGGAUUGCAGGACAAGGCUGUUGGGUGUGUGCUGCAGCACAGUUGCUCAUGACAACCUGCCACAAUCAAUAGUUCAUGAAUUUGAAUCAACAAGUAUUCAACUAUUUCCACCUGCCACAGGGGAGGCAGCACUGCUUUGGAAGAAUUGGAAGAAUGACUAGAUGAUUCAAGUGUCUCAGAGGGAGGCGGUGCUGGCCUGCGACCACAGCCUUGUGCAGGUGACAAUUCUCACAGGCCGAGUAGAGGAUAUCACAUUACCAAAUAAGAUGGACAUCAUCAUUUCGGAAUGGAUGGGUUUCUAUUUGCUUCACGAAUCAAUGCUGGAAUCCGUGCUGAUUGCCCGAGACCGCUUUCUUCGAGCACAGGGACGGAUGCUUCCCUGCUCUGCAAGAAUUUGGGCAGCACUCGUCGAGGCAGAAGAUUUGCGGCUGGAUAUGGCCAACUAUGAAGACUUUUUGGGCCUUGACCUUCGGCUGGUUGGGGAGCAGCAGUUGGCUGCGCGAACUGCAGAGCCGCGAGUUGAAGAAGUUCACGGAAGGCGGAUUUUAGCCGAACCACUGGUGGCGGUGGAUUUGACCGACCUCCAUCAGCUGCGAGUAGAGGGAACUCGUAAUUUGGAGGCACAGCUGUCCUUUCGCACAUGGCGCCAGGGCUAUGCUGCGGGCAUUGCCUUUUGGUUUGACGUUGGCUUUGGUCGUGAUGUGAUUUUGAAGACAGAUCCCGGGUCACCGCCAACCCAUUGGAAGCAAACGGUGGUGUAUUUUGGCGCGUUCCCCGCGGUGGAGUCGGGGGAUGUCUUGGAAGCCAACGUGGUGCUCAAGCAAAGUGAGGAGAACCCACGGCAAUACAACAUUUCGGUGGAGACCUUGUAGCUGGACGUGACACUCCAAGAUCGGCCAAAUACAUUUUGAC